Messenger RNA from Capsicum annuum, 1067 nucleotides. RefSeq names its product protein RGF1 INDUCIBLE TRANSCRIPTION FACTOR 1. The record is from RefSeq and is a predicted model, not a curated record. Bases 141 to 866 code for a protein of 241 amino acids. NCBI's taxonomy places the organism in Eukaryota, Viridiplantae, Streptophyta, Magnoliopsida, Solanales, Solanaceae. The transcript has 4 exons.
UCUAGCUGCUCCUCUCCUCACCUUUUUUCUUCCAAAUUCUACCUUUUCUUCAAACUCACUAAUUACUUACUCCCCCUCACCCCCUAACACAUUAUAAUAUAUUCUAAUUGGAGCUUCCACAAUAUAAUACUCCUAUUCAAAUGGUUAGUCAAGUGAGGAAGGAUGAAAUUGGACCGGCUUGGUUGAAGCCGCUGCUCAAGGCCAGCUACUUCCAUACUUGCGCACUUCAUGCUGAUUCCAAUAAGAGCGAAUGCAACAUGUAUUGUUUGGAUUGCAUGGGAACUGCUCUUUGCUCUUACUGUUUGAUCAAACACAAAGACCACCGCCUUGUACAAAUAAGAAGAUCGUCGUACCAUAAUGUGGUGAGGGUUAAUGAAAUUCAGAGAUACAUAGACAUAUCUUGCAUUCAAACAUACAUUAUCAAUAGCGCCAAGAUUGUGUUUCUUAAUGAGCGUCCCCAGCCCAGACCGGGCAAGGGUGUUACCAAUACUUGUGAAAUCUGUGCCCGCAGCCUACUCGACUCUUUCAGAUUCUGCUCCCUCGGCUGCAAGCUGAAUGGUAUUAGGCGAGGCGAUGAAGAGCUGACAUUUGCAGUGAAGGCGAAGACUAAUCAAGGGUUUGAAUAUUCGGAUGAAUCAUCGACGACCCCAAAGAAGAAGCAACGCAGGGACGACAGAGUAAUGUUUGGGUUUCGUCAUCUGAAUAUUGAAGAGGGCACUACUAAUUCUGAUGGUGAAGAAGAAGAAGAAGAAGAAGAAGCAGCUAAUUUGCACAUGAUAUACAGUAUGUCUCCGGAUACACCACCAAUCUACAAUCACAGGAACUCCAGCAGGAGGAAAGGCAUUCCCCAUCGUGCCCCUUUCUAAUAAUUAAGGGGUCAUCAAACUAAAACAGGGCUCUGUCCAACACACACACACAUAUAGUUCCUAACUAUAUACAUACAUACAAGCAUGUGCAUUAGGUAGAACGAACAAAGUAGGAGUAUGUUGCCGUUAGCACUUAGCUAGCUAUUUAUGUUAUGCUUGUACAGGGAUCUAUGUUUUAAUGAAUCCUUUUGUAUAUGUUAA